CCGUUUCUUUCGGCGCGAGGACUUUUCCCCGUCGCACGCUGCGCGUCGCCUUCCUCCAUUCCGCCGCCGCCGCUCACCACUCCGUCCCAGCGCCGCCACUCACCACUCCGUCCCAGCGCCACUGCUCGUCUCGCUCCUUCCCGGUGCUGCACCAUACACUAGAUUGAGAGCCUGCUCACCUGAAUCGACCUCUUCUGAAGCGAAAUCGAUCUUCUUGUGCUUGCGCUUAUUUCUCUCUACGUCUCUCGGCGGGUAGCGGAAGAGAACCAACUCCUCGCCGUCAGGGCUGGGGCUCAAUCCCCCUAGGCCUUGGCUGCAGCCAGCGCUCGUCGGAUCAGGUGUCCAGGACACAUCCCGCUCGUCGAUUUUGCACCUGAAAGUGCAGGCACGAAGAUGUACAGGGAGGCCACGCUCGCCGGAUUGCUUGACGCAGCAGAGGAAUCAGACCUCCAUCAAUCGCCAGGGACCCAGCGCCCCUGAUCUCCCUCCCAAGCAGUACGAGGACAGAUCUUGUUUCUUUGCUUGGUCGACGUGCUGAGCUAGAGUCAACUGCACAUGAAGAAAAAAGAUAGCAGACUGGAAUUGCAGGUGGGCUCGCGGAGGAGCAAGAGAGAAAAAUAGAUAUAUGGACUUCAUAUGAGCUGCUUUGGAUGUGGUGCCGUCCAGUUACAAAAUAUGAGUAAUGAGAUAUUGGUAAUCUGCUGAAGGAGAUGAACAAAAACAUCAAUACCAAUAUUAAGAUAUCACCUCAUAUAGAUGUUUAGGAGAUGUGUUUUUGGCAGUCUGCUGGAGAUGUUCUAAUAAACCAUUUUGAUAUAUCAUGUAUGGUAACUUUAAGGCCUUGUUUGGUUUGAGCCCUAGCACAUGUAGCACAAAUUUUGAUAAAUAAUUAGAGGUACUUUGUGAGACAAAUCUAAUGAGAUCUUUGACCGCACGAUUAGAGGUUAGUUACUGUAGCAUUACUGUAGCAAAUCAUCGAUUACUUACUAUUAUUAGAUUCAUCACAAAAAAUGACACAUAUUUAUGAAAAAAUUUUAUGAAAAAAUUUUAUUAGUACUCCAUACAUAUAAAAUUCUCCUAUUGCGCGAGUUGCACUACAAGGAACCAAACAAACAGAGCCUAACGACCAAGAAGGGAAGGACGCGGUCACGCGGACCCUGGACCUUUUUUUUAUAUGGCCGUGGACCCUGGACUCGAAUCUCCCUUGGGCCGGCAAGCCCGGCAGAAACACCCGACCGACCCGCACGGAAAGAAGACGGAAAACCUCGCCCCGCAUAGCACCCCAACCCGACCUCGCCGGCGGCGAGCGUGUGCCCAUGGCGGACGGCGGCGAUAUGGACGAGGAGGCGAUGCGGGCCUUCUUCCCGCUCUCCUUUGGCAAGAUCACCGCGCGCCCCAGCUCCGCGGUCUCCUCCGCCCACUCCUCCACCCUCCGCAAGCCCCAAAACCCUAGUAAUCCCAACCCCUCCACCUCCGCCGCCGCUGACGACGACGGAGGCGCCAUGAUUGGUCCCCCUCGGCCGCCGCCGGCGGCGCCCGCGGGGGACGACGACGACGAGGAAGAGGGCGGCGGCAUGAUCGGGCCGCCUCGGCCCCCACCGCUCUCCACUCACGGCGAGGGGGAGGAUGACGAGGGCGGCGGCAUGAUUGGGCCGCCUAGGCCGCCGCCAGCGGAGGAGGACGAAGAGGAGGAGGAGGAGGAGGACGAUAUGGAGGACGACGGCGAUGGCGGGUUCAAUAGGAUCCCUCUCAGCAACGAAAUUGUUCUGCGGGGGCACACCAAGGUUGUCUCAGCCCUUGCUGUUGACCAUACAGGAUCCAGAGUGCUCUCUGGUAGCUAUGAUUAUACAGUGCGCAUGUACGAUUUCCAGGGUAUGAAUUCAAAGCUGCAAUCAUUCAGACAAUUGGAACCCUUUGAGGGCCAUCAAGUUCGUAGCCUAAGUUGGAGUCCAACGUCCGAUCGGUUCUUAUGUGUUACUGGUUCUGCUCAGGCCAAGAUUUAUGACCGUGAUGGCCUCACGCUUGGCGAGUUUGUUAAGGGUGAUAUGUAUAUUCGUGAUCUAAAGAAUACAAAGGGACACAUUUCUGGGCUGACAGGUGGGGAGUGGAAUCCAAAGUCAAAAGAGACUAUUUUGACCUCAUCUGAAGAUGGUUCGAUACGUCUCUGGGAUGUGUCAGACUUUAAAAGUCAAAAGCAGGUCAUCAAGCCAAAGCUAGUAAGACCAAUGCGGAUCCCUGUUACAUCAUGUGCAUGGGACCAUGAAGGAAAACGAAUUGUGGGUGGCAUAGGAGAUGGUUCGAUACAGCUCUGGACUGUAAAAACUGGAUGGGGUAGCAGACCAGAUAUCCAUGUUGAGAAAACACAUACAGAGGAUAUUACUGGAGUUAAGUUUUCAACAGAUGGACAAAUUCUUCUGUCAAGAAGUAUGGAUAGUACUCUGAAGAUAUGGGAUCUGAGAAGAAUGAAAACUCCUUUGAAAGUGUUUGAAGAUUUGCCAAAUCACUAUGCUGAGACAAAUGCAGCUUUUAGCCCAGAUGAGCAACUUAUUUUUACAGGAACCUCUAUUGAAAAGGAUGGUGACAAUGGGGGACUACUCUGUUUCUUUGAUAGAAAGAAACUUGAGCUUGUAUCAAGGGUGGGGAUUUCACCACAUUACAGUGUGAUAAGGUGCCUAUGGCAUCCAAGGAUCAACCAGGUGUUUGCUACAGUUGGGGACAAGAAAGAAGGCGGGACUCAUAUCCUUUAUGAUCCUUCUAUUAGUCAGAGGGGAGCUCUCGUAUGUGUUGGACGAGCACCAAGGAAAAAGUCUGUCGAUGACUUUGAGGUGCAACCUGUCAUACACAAUCCACAUGCAUUGCCACUUUUCAGAGAUCAACCAAGUCGUAAACGUCAAAGAGAGAAGAUACUGAAGGACCCGCUCAAAUCACACAAACCAGAAGCACCUGUUAAUGGCCCGGGUUAUGGUGGAAGAGUUGGUACUUCAAAAGGCAGCUUACUGACACAGUACCUCUUGAAGGAAGGUGGUUUAAUUAAGGAUACCUGGAUGGAUGAAGAUCCAAGAGAAGCAAUUUUGAAGUAUGCUGAUGCUGCAGAGAAAGAUCCAAAGUUUAUUGCGCCAGCUUAUUCUCAAACCCAGCCAAAACCUGUCUUUGCAGAGUCUGAUUCAGACAAUGAAGAGAAAUAACCAUGUGUCUGGUUACCUAAGCUAGCAUACAACCUGUAUUCGAUUUUCUGACAGCUGUCAACUUAUUGCACAAGUCCUGUAACCUGUUUCUUAACAGUGGAGAAACAAAAGAGAGUAUGUAUAUGGAUCUUGAAGACAAAAGGUACCACAAGACUUUUCAGUACCAUGUUUAUUUUUCUUUUUUUCGGAAUGGAUAUAGGGCUCUGUCAACUCAUUGAAAAAUGGAUAGGAUUUAGUUAGUACAACAACUCAGCAUUAUACCUUCUUUGGUUUAUUGGAUGUUGUACUCAAUGUACGCACUUGGUAAGAAGAGGGGCAAAUUUAUUAUAUUGGACUUACAUGUAACAUUUAAUGCACUGAUUAUAGCCUACCUUGUUUGCUUGGGAGAAUAAGGCGUUGUUAGUUCUGUUAUCGUACAUCUGUUUGAUAUUCAUUUUGGGUUUUGCUGGAAGAUAUUCCAAGGACUAUGAAAGCUAUUAUUUAUUUUUUUAUAUACUUAAACUUCACUAUUCAAACCACCCUUGAAACAGUGGAUCAUCAUCUUGUUACUAAGGCACAAUAAGCUAGUAGACCUGGAUAUAUCAACUUGUUGAAGAUCUUGAUAAUAUGAUCCUGACUUGGGUUUCUCCAUCAGUAUAUCAUUGUUAAAUCACAUUUGUUUUAUUUACUAAACUCAUUUGCAUCAAUGCAUCUUUAUGGUCGAUAAGUCAAUAGGGUAUAGCAAUAUUCAGUUACUAGUCGCAAGAUCAUGUGAGAGCAGAAACCCUGUUUAUCUUCAUGAUUUGUAGAACAUCUUCGAUGAUGUACAUUGUCAGUUUGCAGAAUUAACUGUUGUGUGAGAGAGAUUAUCUGUUUCUCUUUGCAAUAUCUGAUGGAAGAGUUGUUGCAAGAGAACAAGGAGUACAAGGUGGCAUAGGCAUCCGUUGAGUUCCCUGGCAACUGAAGCAUAUCUCAGCACCUUCAUGUUGUGGCAUUAGCCAUUAUGUGGUCCCUGCAAUGCAUUUUGCCCACGCUCUACCCAUGCACUCUUAAUCACAGAUACUGUCUGUAUUUGGUUAGCAUUACCCAAAUGUAACUAUCGUGUGGGAUGUAGCCGAUGUUCGGCCAGCUUCCAUUUUUCAGAUGUUGUAUCAGUAUGCAGCCAAUGUUCGGCCAACUUCCAUUUUCCA
Molecule: messenger RNA, 4354 nt
Organism: Panicum virgatum (switchgrass)
Lineage: Eukaryota; Viridiplantae; Streptophyta; Magnoliopsida; Poales; Poaceae
Product: WD repeat-containing protein 70-like
Exons: 9
Coding region: 1317-3185 (622 amino acids)
Biological process (GO): regulation of DNA double-strand break processing
Cellular component (GO): site of double-strand break; nucleus
Molecular function (GO): protein binding
Source: RefSeq, a predicted model, not a curated record